CGUCACUGCUUGCGUCAUUAGAGAAACACAUCAUACAUGACUGACUUCAUUACAUGAGAAUAUUUUUACCAUCUUGAAAUAAACACUAAAUUUUAUAAUAAGUAAAAAAUAAUUAGUAAUUUCGAAGUAUUAUAUCCGUUGUAGUAGUAGUCAUGGGGGCCACUUAGCGUCUCGCAAUUCCCAAUUCCCCGCGAGAUCUUGUUGUGUACGGUACGGGAGAUACCAUUUGCAUUAAUUGUCUGUUUCAGCUUAAUACGCAGCGUUUUGUACACAUAUUUUAUUUGUCCAUGAUCCCUAUGGACCCUAAUCUAAUACAAAGCUCUGAUUUGGACUUUCACAUUUUUAUCAUUUAUAUUGGGCCAUUGAUGGGCCUUAUUAAUCACCUGUUUUACUUCCCUCCCUAUUCUCUCGAUAAAUUUCUUAACCAAACAAAACCCAAAACCCGGAAGAUAGAUAGAAAAGCAACGUAAAGAUCAUGAACUUCAAAAAUCUCACUCGUCAAAAAAGCAAAAACUGAUAAUCUCGUCAGAAGCUACCAAGAAGAAGAAUAAGAAGAAGAAGAGCGUUUUAUAAAUGGAAGAAGAGACCCUUCUCAAUGAGAACCUUCUCCCUCCCCAGGAUUCCUCACCGGAAGAAACUCAAGUCACCGCCGUCACCACCGUAUCAAAAUCGAAAUGGACCAUUCUUGUACUAGCGAUGAUCCUCCUCUUGAUCUACUUAACCUUCGGGGUUUUCACUUACUCAUUCUUUCGAGACCAGUUCUCCGGAACCGAGACCAAUCUUUUCGUCGACGCUUUCUAUUUCUCCAUCGUCACAUUCUGUACAGUCGGUUACGGCGACAUUGUCCCGUCAACUUCAACGACCAAGAUCUUGACCAUUGUCUUGGUAUCAACCGGCGUCGUAUUUCUCGAUUAUCUACUCAACAGCGUCGUGAGUCACGUUCUAAGUCUUCAAGAAAACGCGAUUCUUGAUCGAAUCAACAAGACAAGAAACAGAGCGAUUAGAGAUCACAUUGCCGAAGAUGGGAAGAUAAGGUUAAAGUGGAAACUUUGUUUAGCGUUUUGCGCCGUUGGUCUCUGCGUCGGAAGUGGAGCUUUGUUUCUUCACGUUUUCGAGCGACUGGAUUGGUUAGAUUCGGUUUACUUGUCGAUUAUUUCGGUUACGACGGUUGGUUACGGAGAUAAAACGUUUAAGACACUUGAAGGGAGAGGUUUCGCAGUGUUAUGGCUUCUUCUUUCAACUAUUGCAAUGGCUACUUUGUUUCUUUACUUGGCUGAGAUGAGAAUCGAUCGUACUACUGUCAUGAAAUUGCCCACGAGUGAAUCAGAGUUUAUUGUGUUCAAGCUUAGAGAAAGUGGAAAGAUUAGUGAGGAUGAUAUAAAGCAGAUCGUAAGAGAGUUCGAGAAUCUUGAAAAAGUACCAUCAAGCGGGUCGUGACAAUUUGCCAAAGAUCACAUUGCCCUAACUCUAGCCUGGUAAUUAGAUAUGAAAUUGCAGAGCUGUACAUGGUUAGCUUUUCUUUUUGAAUUUUAGUAGAAAAAUGUAUAGAAGAAUCAUGACAAUGAUGAUGAUGCUACUCUGUUUUGACCUCUUGCGACUUGAAAAGGAAGAAAAUACACUGGUAUAAUUUAGUCGUU
Messenger RNA from Arabidopsis lyrata subsp. lyrata, 1637 nucleotides. Its product is annotated as two-pore potassium channel 4. Gene Ontology annotation, biological process: potassium ion transmembrane transport; stabilization of membrane potential. Gene Ontology annotation, cellular component: plant-type vacuole membrane. Gene Ontology annotation, molecular function: potassium ion leak channel activity. The coding region runs from base 574 to 1437 and encodes 287 amino acids. Lineage: Eukaryota; Viridiplantae; Streptophyta; Magnoliopsida; Brassicales; Brassicaceae. The record is from RefSeq and is a predicted model, not a curated record. The transcript is spliced from 2 exons.